Messenger RNA from Mesorhabditis spiculigera, 1611 nucleotides. The record is from the annotation of a GenBank genome assembly. Lineage: Eukaryota; Metazoa; Nematoda; Chromadorea; Rhabditida; Rhabditidae.
AUGCCGGACGAGGCGAGCUGCUCCAACAUACCGGACAUGUUGAACUUGUUCAACCUGCCGCCCGUCGAGGCUGAGGAGGACGGCGAGGAGCACGAUGAGGCGCCGAAGAGAAGAAGCCAUCCACGUGCAGCUAAGCGCGGCGCCGAUUCAUCGCCUGAGAAAGAUAGCCCGAAAAAAGCGAUGAAGCACAGAACUGAAGAGAAAUCACCGUCAUCAAAAUCGACAAAUCGGGCCGGUUCUCAAGAGGGCGCCGACGACGAUGAGGCAAUCACCGGCGGUCACCUGGAUUGGGGCCAAAUUUUCGAGACGGGUACAACGGAGGAGCGCACGGCGCGCCAGGCGCGGCUUUCCGACGCCGGCAGGUCGCCGCGAGAGAGCGGUCCGCGGCAGUUUCGCCCGGACAAAUGCAAGGUCUGCCAAUUCCAAUACAAGGGCUCCGCGCCGAAUAUUUGGAAUGGACUGUCUCAGCACGUGUGGACGCAUAUGGACGAGAAACGAUAUGUAUGCACUAAAGGCUGCGGCUUCCAGUCGGGCAAGGCGACGAAUCAUACCUGCUCGGCGUUGACGGCCGCCGAGAAGAAGAAGCACGGCCCGUACGGGGAUUACAAGGAUGUUUUGAGCCGAAAGCUGUUCGGAAAAUACCUCUCCCAGCUCGACAUUUGCUUCCCGAGGAGCGCCACCCAGCUGCACGCCUUUGUGCAACGGCAGCUGCAAAGCUUCGAGUUCAAGGAGGUAUGUCACAAAGUGCUGACAAGCCGAAUGGCCGCCUACCAACUCAUCCACCACGCCCUCAACCACAUGAAGGUCAAGCCGUGGAGCUGCCCAGAUUGCGAUGUCACGUCGCGUACGAAAUGGCCGAUAACGACGCACAUUCAACGCGAGCACAAGGGCGUCGGCGAGCCGGUGGAUAGCAGAACCGACGACUACUUCCGUGAAGCCGAAGAGCUUGCAAUAAAAUGCUUCCCCCAUCACGUGCUCGCCAUCCAGGCAUCGAUGGCCGCCCAGCGAACAUCGAAUGACGAUGAAAAGUCGGAGGAGGAUGAGGAGAGAAAUGGAAGUGAUGAAGAAGAGGAGGAGGUCGAGGAGCAGGAGGAGGAGGUGGAGGAGAAGAAGAAGCCGGAAAAGGAGAAAGAGGAUGAGCUUGAUGCGGCGACGUCGGCGGCAAUUUUGGAAGCGAUGUACGGCGGCCCGGACUCUCCACCCCCACGACGCCAACUUCGAGCCCGUAAACCGGCUGCCCCGCCGCCACCGCCAAUUGAAGAACCAAAAGGAAGACGCGCGAGUGGCCGUGUCAAGGAUCAGCAUACGAAGUCCGUGAAUCGGAAAGCCCUGACGGCCGAGUACAACGAGUUGCGCCAGCUGCUCCGCGAAAAAGACAUGCAGCUGGCCAGUAUGCGACAGAGAUUGGAAAAUGAAGAAUUGGCGCAGGUGGAUUUGCUCAACGGAAACGUCGAGCUGGAGGACCAGAUCAAGAAGCUUGACGUCAAGCAGGAAGAUCUCUACCAACUGCUGGGCAACAAGAGCUCCGAAAUUAUGGGACUCGAGAUGCAGACGGAAAACCUGCGAACGGCCCUCGAAAAGGUGGCCCCGGAGAUUGCGGCAAGGAUGGGA